Patella vulgata (common limpet) is the source of this 2790-nucleotide messenger RNA. RefSeq names its product solute carrier family 46 member 3. Gene Ontology annotation, molecular function: transmembrane transporter activity. Gene Ontology annotation, biological process: transmembrane transport. NCBI's taxonomy places the organism in Eukaryota, Metazoa, Mollusca, Gastropoda, Patellidae. Gene Ontology annotation, cellular component: membrane. Bases 469 to 1962 code for a protein of 497 amino acids. The transcript is spliced from 5 exons. The record is from RefSeq and is a predicted model, not a curated record.
AAAACGUAUCUCACAAAACGAUCUCGAUCACAAGGUAUAUUCAUAGUCACCUUAUGUUAUGUACACAUUAAUAGGUGUGUAAUGUUUGAAUAAUAAGAUAUGGUGGUUAGGAAGUUCGUAUUCAACAUAACAUCUGUGUAUACCGCCCGAUUCCACACUCCAUGAUAUCGUAAAAGUGAACGUGAACAAAUACACGCAGAGAAGGAUAGUCGUUGAAGAAUUGCUGAAUUGGAUAAAAGCGUGAACUAAGAAAAGUCAGCCAUGACGCAGGAAUGCGUAUUAAUUUCAACAUCACGUCCAUUUUAAUCAGUAAUUAUCAGGUGACACAGGGAGGAUAAUAAUUUAAGUCGAGUUUAACAAUUCGUGUCAUAUGAAGAUGUUGCAUUCAGCAUCACCGGAAAAGUGAACAGGAGAUAAACUUAUCAGCAGAAAAUUGGCCACUGUUUUAAGCUUUCAUUGAUCGACAAAAUGGAGCAACAAGAUGACGAGAAGACGAGUCUACUAAACAGAAAAUCCGAAGGAAGUUUACCUCCAAAUUUCCCUAUUGUCAGAGCAUGGAUAGUUUCAGGUGUAUCAGUUGUAUUUUACAUGAUGGCAGCCGUGUCUUUGACACCAGUUAUGUCCCAGUACGUGGUCCAAAGAUUAAAGGAGGCAAAAUUCAAUGCAACAUUUUUAAAUAUCACAGAUAAUGAUAUUUCAAGUCCUUGUGGAAACCAUUCAAAUCUUACCGAAUUUGGUCGUGUGGAGCAAGAAGUCCAGAAGGAGGCGUCAAUGUUGACCCUGUAUUAUUCACUUACAGCGGGUUCUUCUGCAAUACUCAUUAACAUCUUCAUGGGACCACUCUCCGAUUCAAUCGGUAGAAAGACCAUUUAUUUGAUUCCCGUGAUGGGGGUUUUAUGUAAAAAUUUAAUUAUAAUGUUUAUCGUUUACUAUAACAUGAAUUUGAAUUAUUUCUAUUUGGCAUAUGGAAUUGAUGGUUUAUGUGGGUCGUAUUAUGCUGUGUUAGUAGCUAUGUUUUCUUACAGUGCCGAUAUUACAGUUCCUGGGAAUUCAAGAACCAUUGCCAUAGCAGUCUUAGAAGGAUGUUUAGCUGUAGCUGCUUCAGUAGGACAACUUGCUACCGGAUAUCUCAUAAAAUCUACCGGAUUCUUUUAUCCCAUGGUUAUGGUAGUUUGUAUAAGUGCUUUGGAUAUAGUGAUUGUAUUUUUUUUAUUACCCGAAACACUCACAGUCAAAAGGAAAGCAGAAAAAUCGCCUUUGAAAAGUAUAAAAAAGGUGUUUGGAUUUUACUUUACCGAAGGAAGUAGGAUUAAAAGAUGUGCUUACCAAACUGCAUUGGGUGUAUUCUUUUUUAGUGUCGUUACAACGCUGGGGCGAACUUCCUUAGAAACUAUAUAUCAGCUUGGAGUACCAUUUUGCUGGGACUCUAUCAAAAUUGGAUAUUACGGUGCAGCCAGGUUGACAAUAUCGUUCAUUUGUGGUGUUUUGGCAUUGAAAAUAUUACAAAAAUUUUUACGAGAAGAGAUUAUCAGUAUUAUUAGCUGUUUAUCAGCUAUAGCAGGCUUUUUGUUGGAAGGAAUGGCUGACACAAGUUUGCUAAUGUACUUAGUGCCCUUGGUAUCACUAAUUGGAGCUGCUUCUAUACCAAUAGCUAGAUCUAUUUUGUCUAAAAUGGCCUUACCGUCACAGCAAGGGUCAUUAUUUGCUAGUAUAGCAAUCGUUGAAACUAUAUGUAAUAGCACAUCUAAUUUACUGUAUAGUGCUGUAUAUAAUGCUACUGUAGAAUAUUAUAAAGGAAUUGUUUGGUUUAUGAUGGCUGGUAUGGCUUUGAUAGAUAUAAUAUUCUUAAUAGCCUUUAUAUGGAUAUCAGGCAAAGGUGGUGAUAUCUAUCCAACUUAUGAAAUCAAGGUGACCGUGAACGAUGAUAGCUAUGGUAGCAGCGAGAAGCCUAAUGUUUAUUGAUUGAAUAGAAAAAUAAAUAGUUUUUAAAUGGUUCCGUUUAGUCCAAAUAGAAUUAAGUUUCAGUUUUAUAUUGUUCCGAAACACAGCCAUUGUUUCAAUAUAUCGCCCAUGUCAGUUGUUUUCUUUUUAAAAUAAGAUACUUUUCAAUUCAACGUCAUUUGAACAGGUUUCAUAAUGUUCAUUGUGCCAGGUCGAUAUACGUAAUGUAUAAAUUAUUUGUUUGUUUAUUUUUUAAUUGCAUUGUAUAUAUUGUGUUAUUAUUGUCUUUUUCUACUAUCUGUAUUUUAAAACUCCUUCUCCUUGCGUGAAAACGCAUUUUGGAUUGAAUGUUAUGAGCUAUUCCCAUAAAACUAAUACUAUAAUAUGUCAUAAUAAUACUAAUCUCAUUCAAAUUAUUAUUAUCACAUUUAUAUUAUAAAAUCUGUGCAUCUAGGCUGGUUUUAAACUUACUUAUAUGUUCUCUUGUUAAUUGCGGAGACUGAACCGAAUCCAGGACAAGAUAGCCUUCAUACAAGUAAUAUUACAGUUGUUCAUAACAAUGUAUGUAGUCUACCACCUAAAGUCGAUUUGAUUACAUCUGAAUUUUCGAAGACAUGGUUUAACGCAUUCAAAAGAUGAUAUGUUAUAUGUAUAUAUUUUGAUUGAUUCUUUUAAAUUCGCAUUAGAUACAGAUCCCCCGCAUCAAUAGUCUGUCGUCCUUUUUGAUAAUCAUUACUAUCUGAUGCAUUGGACUGUGGUUGUCCAUUAACAAGUGAUGCUAAAUUUUAUAGAUACACAAUUACAGGAUUUUGUUUUUCCCUCAGGCUCAGAUAUCCUCACUCCAAUCUA